Molecule: messenger RNA, 4097 nt
Organism: Coturnix japonica (Japanese quail)
Lineage: Eukaryota; Metazoa; Chordata; Aves; Galliformes; Phasianidae
Product: bile acid receptor-like
Biological process (GO): lipid metabolic process; positive regulation of transcription by RNA polymerase II; cell differentiation
Cellular component (GO): RNA polymerase II transcription regulator complex
Molecular function (GO): nuclear receptor activity; zinc ion binding; RNA polymerase II cis-regulatory region sequence-specific DNA binding
Source: RefSeq, a predicted model, not a curated record
CCGGCAAUGGGAGCUGCUCUGUUUGCACAGCGCAGGUGGCCGUGACCCACGGGGGGUCCUGGUUAUCUUGAUUUCAAACUCCUUUAAAUCCUGGGCUGACAUCUUAUCUGUAUCCCUGUUUGUCCCUCCGACAGUAAACAUCCUCUCCUCAAGUUAAAAUAACAAGCUGUGCAGUGCUGACUUCGUUCUUUGUUAUUUGCUCGCUGUAACCGCCCGUAGCCACCCGUGGUGAUUCUGCUGCUUCGCUUCUCGUCGUGUCACGUUUUCCUUUGAUACUUUCUAAGCAGUGUUUUAGCAGUGUCAGCAGUUCUGCUGCCUGCAGCCACCCUGCGGGCUUACAUCUCCUUUGGGACACACUCAACAAUUCAGCUGUUCGUGCCUUUCACCCUAUUCUAGUUAAGGAAGUUCCGUGGUACCAAAUUUACAACCUGUUGCACUUAAAUCCCAUCGUACAGCCCGGGGGACUCAGUGAGAUCAAUGCAGCACCAGCAAUUCAAUUCACAUCAGCUGGGAAGUCAGACUGAAGCAGCAGGAGCACACACUACACCUCAGCACAAGCUGCACUUGGGUUGUAUGUCUGAACCUAUUCUGUUUCUUACACUUCUCCUUCCCUUUGGGCAUGAUUUAAUGCUCACUCUUCCCUUCCUUCAGAGAUAUCAUUCCGGCCUUUCAUGCCACGUGGAGACAAGGGAGAGGCACUGCUUUAUCAGGCUUCCAUGUCAGGAUUGUCUGAGUGUCUGAAAUAAAGACACAGAAUGAAAAGGAGAUGAAGUCCUAAUGUGUCCCAUGCCCCCACUCAGGGCCGUGGCUCGCUCCCUGCCCAGCAGAUCUCUUGACACAGAAUCAUUAGUUCCACUCCCAGAGGACAGCAGAAUGAGUUCAUGUGGCGCCAGGACCGACCCGAUCCCAGUAGCACAGCACUCCUGUAUCUAAAUGCUGCUCGUGCUUCUCACCAGGACUUCUCUUAUGUAGCAACAGAGCUUAAACAAAGCAGCGGAUGAGCGAUCUCAGGGCAGUGGUGUCUUAUAAUUCCUUUGGCUUAUCACAUCAGCGCUGUAUAAACUGAAGAGAAUGUAUAAAUUUGGCCUCUCAAGCAUCUUAGUGUUUAACUUCGAUUCGAUUAAACACUUAUGUAUGUGUAUAGAGUGAAAAAUGGGGUUACAAGAGGUUAGUGCUUUAAUGCUUUUAAUAACUCUUAACCACAUGACUGUAUUUUGUCAAACAGAACGUGGAUUUGUUCUAGCAGGAAAAAAAUAUAUGCUAGAUAGAAAUAUAUUGAGGCUCUCCAAAACAUUAGUUUUCCAAAGUAUCCCGGUUGUUUAGUAUUUGACUCUUUGCUUUCAUCAUUUAAUGAUUUACAGUAAUGAACUGGAACAUCGGUAUUUUGCACUGAAAUGACCAAAAUAGUUGUGGAGGCAUCGCUGCCCUCAUGUGACAGAGCUCAGAUGUUUCUGUGAGCAGUUAGCCAAGAGCAAUAGACAAAGCCAUUGCUUCUGUUUAAUUUGUACUGCAAAACAACAACAAAGUGGCCGUAGCAACUUGUAGGCAGAUCCCAGUAGCUUUUGGACUGUUCCUUUGCUGAGAUUUUGCCCUUUGUUUAAGUUUUGUUUGACAAGGGCUUAAUAAAUGAAUAGAAGAGGUGGUUUAUGUUUCAUUAAUGAGGUUGAGAGUGGUUAAUUACUGAAGUUACGUAAACAAUCCAAUACCAGAUCAAGCCGAAUGGGUCAGUUAUGCAGAGAAGACCCAGCUGGAGUAGAUACGAUUUCCUUUAACUAUUCAAACACCAAGCGAGUUACAAAGAUCUAGAAUCACCAGUUCAGAUGAAUGCAGAUCUCUCCAUAUCUUGAAGAUGAGUUCUCUCGACAGGCACCUACGUAGGGAAGGUUCCUCUGAACCUGCAGUUUCAGCACUCAUCAAAUUCAUAGACCUACUAUGAAAGGAAGACUUCCUAUGUGGAUGAGACCUUACAGGAGCUCGCAGUUCUCACCAGACCAGGCAGAACGUGCCAAGUGUUGGUGUUUCAAUAUAACAACCUAAUCAAGUGUCUGCAAAUUCAAUCGUUAUUUCAUGUAGAUACACCAAAUUUAUACCAUUGCAGUAGUUUCUCCACAAAGCAGUGAACAUCUUCCAUUAACUUCUGGGCAUAUCAAUGUUAAGCAAUCAAAAUGGGAGAAUUUUAAAUUCUACCAAGAAAGCAAAUACUUAGUAAUCAGUCAGGGAGAACUCUGGGAAGCCGUGACGUGAAGGUCCCCGUGGCCUCUGUCCCUGAUGACCCAGUUAUUAUUUGAUUUAUGUGGACUUGCAGCUGCCCUCGCUUCGACCCCAGGAAAGGCUGUGUGGGAAGUUCGUGUCUCAGAGCUGCAGCAUUGCUCUGCAGAUUGUCUGGAGCCGAGUGUGUGCACACAAACUGAUAAAUAGGGACAAGGCCCAGUUUGCUCCAGCUGGACUCAGAGCUGGGAUCACUGCUACAGCCCCACGGACUUGCUCUGGAAACAAGAACAACUCUGCAACUGCUGUCUCUUUCUAAAACGUUUAUCCCAAACAGCGAGAUUGGCAACAAAACAUGGCAAAUACAUUUGUCACUGUACCAGAUGGGUACUGCCUUGCUGAGCCCAUACAGUAUUAUGAUGUUUUACCAGAGCACAUCAAUUACCAGCUGCAAGACACUGAUUUUCAGACUGCACCUUACUGUCAAUACUCCUCAGUUCCAAUUCCUUCUCCAGUAUUACAGUCACAACCUUCGCAGUCCCAUUACAGUUCAUACAGCCUGGACUCUCAGUACACUGAUGGGCAAUAUAUCACCAGUAACUGCGAAUUGAACAAGCCUCCUUUCACAGCUUCCCACCUUGAUGACAGUGGAUUUCAAGCACUAAAAAGGCCCAGAUUAAAUCACUCUUCUUUGAGACUGAAGGGGCAGGAAGAGCUGUGUGUUGUUUGUGGUGAUAAAGCAUCUGGCUACCACUACAAUGCACUUACUUGUGAAGGCUGUAAAGGCUUCUUCAGACGGAGCAUAACCAAAAACGCAGUGUAUCGAUGCAAGAAUGGAGGCAACUGUGAGAUGGACAUGUACAUGAGGAGGAAGUGUCAGGAGUGCCGCCUGAAGAAGUGCAGAGCUGUGGGAAUGCUGGCAGAGUGUUUGCUGACUGAAGUGCAGUGCAAGUCAAAGCGACUCAGAAAGAAUUUCAAACAAAAGAGCAGUUUCCUUUGCAACAUCAAACUGGAAGAUGAGGGGCUGAAUAGUAAGCACGUGUCAUCUACAACAAGAUCCGGAAAAACUGUGGAGAAGGUGGAACUUACUCCAGGGGAACAUCAGCUUCUCGACCACAUCGUAGCAGCACAUCAAAAAUACACAAUUCCCCUCGAGGAAGCAAGGAAGUUUCUACAAGAAACCACAAGCCCUGAGGAAAGCUUUCUCCAUCUCUCUGAGACAGCAGUUGUCCACGUACAGGUGUUAGUGGACUUCACCAAAAGACUCCCAGGAUUUGAAAGUUUAGCUAGCGAAGAUCAAAUUGCGCUGCUAAAAGGGUCAACAGUCGAGGCCAUGUUUUUGUGUUCUGCUCAGAUCUACAACCAAAGAAUUAGUGAAUGCCAAUCAUCAAGUGAAAGUCACAUCAGACGCUCUGACCACUCAACGUGCUGCCACGUUCCAAACCUUGAUAAGAACGUGUAUUCCAUCCAGACGUCUCACGGAGAAGAGAGUCCAUCUUCCACCACUACCACAGGUAUAACCGAGGAGUUCAUCACGGCGCUGUUUUACUUCUACAGAAGCAUGGGGGAACUCAAAGUCACCGAGACCGAGUACGCUCUGCUCAUAGCAACCACAGUCCUAUUCUCAGACCGCCCGCUGCUGAGGAACAAGCGGCACGUUGAGGAGCUGCAGGAGCCAUUCCUGGGCAUCCUCUACAAAUACUCCAAGAUCCACCACCCCGAGGACCCGCAGCAUUUCGCUCGGCUCAUCGGGAGGCUGACACAGCUCCGUACCCUUAACCAUACCCACGCUGAGGUGCUGGUGACAUGGCGGACGAAGGACCCCAGGCUGAGGGCGCUGCUGUGCGAGGUGUGGGAGCUGCACUAGGCCGCAGCGCUGCCCUCAGGGC